Acaulospora colombiana is the source of this 176-nucleotide messenger RNA. The record is from the annotation of a GenBank genome assembly. Lineage: Eukaryota; Fungi; Glomeromycota; Glomeromycetes; Diversisporales; Acaulosporaceae.
ACUUGCAAAAUGAAGGUGAUUUUCGCAAAAAAUUGCAAAUCAACAAUGAAAUAAAUAAGAAGAAUGAAGAUCUUAUCAAGCAAACGAAUAAGAACUGGCGAUUAUCUGAUGUAUUUCGUGGAGCAAAAGGUGCUGACGCACUUCUUCAAUGCAAAGUACGGUUGCACGAGCUCAAG